Polyodon spathula (Mississippi paddlefish) is the source of this 27451-nucleotide messenger RNA. RefSeq names its product IgGFc-binding protein-like. The transcript has 58 exons. NCBI's taxonomy places the organism in Eukaryota, Metazoa, Chordata, Actinopteri, Acipenseriformes, Polyodontidae. Gene Ontology annotation, molecular function: protein binding. The coding region runs from base 650 to 27436 and encodes 8928 amino acids. The record is from RefSeq and is a predicted model, not a curated record.
GGAGGUGGUGCAGCUUUGUGCUUUAGCAGCGCUGUUCUACAGUGUCUGUUCUAUAAGCACAGCUGGGACCAAGUUUGCGACAGUCAUCACUGAGAAUUAUUCUAAUGCAUAUGGGCCAUCCACGUCUAGCCUGGUGUUUACUGCACAGUCCCUUGGCACAACCAUAGUGACAGUCUUUGGCCCAGGCCCUAGAUUUCCCCUCAAUCUGGAGAUUAACUCAAUAGAAAGCAAAGUUAUUUCACUCCCAGGAAACGUGGAGGUCGCGGGCACUGUCAAGUCCUCCAAUACCAUUGUAAUCGAGUCCAGCAAACCCAUCACUGUUGUUCUGCUGAACUCCAAGCCCAAAACAGCAGAUUCCACUGUUGUGUACCCUAUAAAUGAAUGGGGAGUAGAGUACUUUGCCCUCACCCCAGAUUAUCAGAAAGCCUCCAAACAGUUUGCCAUCAUAAAUGCAGAACAGCCAAACACCGUUGAGGUGGAUCUGAAAGGGGACGUGAGAUUUGAAGGGAAACAAUAUACAGCAGGUACAAAACUCACUGUGUCCCUUUCAAAGUUUGAAAGCUUUCAAUUGCAGAGUUCUAACGACUUGUCGGGCACUAGAAUCAAGAGUGAGAAACCAGUAGCUGUAAUCACUGGUCACACAUGUUCAAUGAAAAACUCUAAUUGCAAUACCCUUGUUCAGCAGCUGUUGCCCGUACCACAAUGGGGAACUACCUUCAUUGUGCCUCCUCUCCCUUAUCAGAACGAUUUUGAUCUAGUUUAUGUAACUGCAUCCCAGCAAACCAAUUUCCAGAUCCAAUCUGGAAGUGAACUCAAGUCACUAGCUUUAGAUCGUGGACAAAGUAUUUCACUUCCAAUAAGCCUCCACAAACCCCUAUAUAUACAUGCUUCAGCAGGCAUACAGGUCUUGUAUUACUGCACUGGCGGUAGAGUAGGUGGUCAAAUGUUUGACCCGUUUUUGAUGAAUAUUCUCCCCACUGACACAUUUUGCCAAAAAUAUUCUGUACAAGGCCAUGAAGGGUUUACAAGUCAAGCAAUGGUUGUGUCAAAGACCGCAGACAUCUCAGGAAUUAUGUUUGAUAAGAAAGUUCAAAGCCUUGUUUGGACUCCGAUCCCGGGCACAGAAUUCUCUUGGGCACUCUCUGACUUUGGAUCCCAGCCCAUACAACACGUUGUGGAGCACCCUACUGCUGCCAUUGGAGUCUACAGCAUAGGAAAAGCUGACCAGAAUGCAUAUGGAUCUUCUGCACCUUGUUACAAUCAUUCGGACUGUCUGGAGAUCACAGAUGGGAUCCAAUAUGCCACACUCAUCACACAAAAUUAUUUGCCAGGCAAUGAUCCCCAGUUUAACUUGUCUAUUUCCGCUCGCUCUGCAGCUGCCACUCAAGUAUCUAUAAAUGUACACAUGCCUGGUUUUCCUAUGUGUCUUGAACUUGAACAAAGCAGGAGCCAAGUGAUUUCACUUCCCCAGACCCUGGAGGUCCAAGGUAGUGUCAGGUCCUCUAACAUGAUUGUUAUCACAUCACAGAAGCCCUUGUCAUCCAUUCUUAUGAACUACAAGACCCGCACAGCAGACACCACCAUUGUAUACCCUGUUACAGACUGGGGUAAUGAGUAUUAUGUGGUUACUCCAAACUAUGGGGAUCUCUCCAAGCUUUUUGCUAUCAUGAAUUUGGAAAACUCAAACUCUGUUGAUGUGUACCUCACAGGGAAAGUGACCUUUAACCAGAUAACAUACAUAAAAGGGAGUAAACUCACAAUCUUUCUUUCCAAGUAUGAGAGUGUUCAGCUAAUGAGCAUGGACGACCUUUCAGGCACAAAGAUUGUUUCCACUAAACCUGUCGGUGUAAUAGCGGGCCACGUGUGUUCCAAUCUCAAUGUUAGGUGCAACGUUCUCUUUGAGCAGCUGCUACCUGUAACCAGGUGGGGAUCAUCCUUUAUUGUACCACCUCAACCUUAUCAGAGGAAGGAUGACUAUGUUUAUGUUGCUGCCUCGCAGUCCACUGAUGUUCUAAUUCAGUAUGGAGAUAAAAAGGAUUCCAAACAGCUCAAAAGUGGAGAGGUUAUCUCUUUGAAAAUAGACGGAACCACUCCCCUUUACAUCACAGCAUCCCGAAGUAUCCAGGUCAUGUUCUACAGUACUGGAGGAUCAAGAGGCGAGUGGGGCUUUGAUACAUUUUUAAUGAACGUUGUCCCAACCAACUUGUUUUGCAGUAAAUACUUUAUUCAAGGCUACGACAAAUUUGAAAACCGAUUACUGGUUGUGGCAAAACCUUCAGACAUCUCAGAAAUACGCUUUGAUAACCAGUUGCUGUUGAAAACGGUCACGUGGGCCCCAGUAAAAGGCACUGAAUAUUCCUGGGCUCAUAUUGAAUAUGGUCAGGAGGAAAAACCACACUACAUAGAGCAUCCAAAAUCUUCAUUUGGUGUCUACAGCAUUGGGACAGUAUUAUAUAAUGGAUAUGGAUCCCCUGCACCUUGUGCAAUAGACUCUGUACCCAUAGACUCCUGUGAAAACAAGCAGUGCAGGACAGGAGAAAAGUGUCAGCCAGUAAACGGCCAGGCUACGUGUGUCCCAGUAUCCAAGGCAGAAUGUAUCGCUUGGGGAGACCCACAUUACCGCACCUUCGAUGGACGAAGCUUCGAUUUCCAGGGCACCUGUACCUACACCAUCGCCAAGACUUGCGGGAAUGAAACCCUGCCCAGCUUCAAUAUCGAGGCAAAGAACGAAAACCGGGGUAGCACACAAGUGGCCUACUUAAAACAUGUCAACGUCCAGGUCUAUGGCUUAACGAUAACUAUGGCCAAAUCUGAAAAUGGCAGAGUGAGGGUCAAUCAGAACAUGUAUUACUUGCCCAGCACGCUGCAGGAAGGAAAAGUAAAAAUCUAUCAAAGUGGAGGCCACGCUGUUCUGGACACCGAUUUUGGUCUCAGGUUGUCAUAUGACUGGAACCACCACCUCACUGUGUCUAUCACAAGCACCUUCCUUGGUCAGCUGUGUGGUCUAUGUGGUAAUUACAAUGGUGACUCAAAAGAUGAUUUCGUAAUGGUGGAUGGAAAAGAGGCCAACAAUGCUGCGUCCUUUGGGACAAGCUGGAAAGUUAAAGAUGAUGAUCCUGCAUGCUGGGAUGACUGCAAGGGAGAGUGCAAGACCUGCGAGUCCAACCUCAUCUCCAAGUACCAGGGACAGGAGAGCUGUGGUCUGCUGGCCAAAGUUGAUGGGCCUUUCAGGGACUGUCAUGCAGUCAUCAAACCAGAGCUCUUUAUGGACGGCUGUGUCUACGAUGUGUGUUUGAAUGACGGCUUUAGGGUUUUCCUCUGUCAGGCUUUGAAGACCUAUGCAGAUGCUUGCCAGGCAAGGGGAGUUGAAGUAUACAACUGGAGAAAGCAGUCCCAAUGUCCUCUGACAUGUCCUCCCAACAGUCACUACGAGUCCUGUGGCAGUGCCUGUCCUGCAUCCUGCUCCAACCCUAGUGCUUCUGUCAACUGCAAGCUGCCCUGCACCGAGACCUGCCAGUGUAACGAAGGCUUCGUUCUCAGUGCUGGAGAGUGUGUGCCUGUCAAGAAAUGUGGCUGCACCUACCAGGGCCGAUACUACCCACCUGGGGUCAGACUCUGGUCUGACAAUAGCUGCGAGCAAUCAUGCAUCUGUGACGCAGGCACUGGCAAAGUUCAGUGCAGAAACACAAAAUGCAAGCCCUUCGAAGUUUGUAAGGUAGUUAAAGGAGUAAGGGAUUGUUAUUCCAACAGAAAGGCAACGUGCAGUGCCAGUGGGGACCCGCACUACAUCUCCUUUGAUGGACGCAAGUUUGACUUCCAGGGAACCUGCUUCUACCAGCUAGCAGCUGUCUGCAAUUCCACUGAUGAACUGGAGAAGUUCCAGGUGCAGGUGCAGAAUGAGCACCGAGGCAAUAAGGCUGUGGCUUACACACGGCUCGUACAAGUCAACGUGUACGGCCACAUCAUCAUCAUCAGCACAGACCAUGCAGGGAAGGUCCAGGUGGACAACCUGUGGGAGAACCUACCCUUGAGCAUAGAAGACAACAGAUUAUCAAUCCAAAGCAAAGGCUGGAAAGCCAUCAUUCAGACCGGUUUCGGAUUGGAGGUGACUUUCGACUGGAACAGCCGAGUGACAGUCACUGUACCUGAAAGUUAUGCAGGCGCUAUGUGCGGUCUGUGUGGAAACUAUAACCAGGAUGGCAAGGAUGACUUGACUAUGAAGAACGGGCAGCUGACCCAAGUCCCAGCAGAGUUUGGAGCGAGCUGGAAGACAGAAAACAUCCCCGGCUGCAGUGACCAGUGCAAAGGAACGUGUCCAAACUGCGAUGUCACUCAGAAACGUCAAUAUGAGACCAAUGCAUACUGUGGCAUAAUGACGGAUCCGACUGGGCCGUUCAGAGAUUGCCAUGCCAAGGUGCCCCCUACAUAUUUCUUCGAUGACUGUGUGUUUGAUGCCUGCCUCUACAAGGGCAUGCAGACUGUUGUGUGUAAGGCUAUUAGUGGCUACGUCACCAAAUGUCAGGAGGCUGGAGCCCAGGUUUAUGCAUGGAGAAAAGACACAUUUUGCGCUCCUGUCUGUCCUCAAAACAGCCACUAUGAGUUGUGUGCCAGUGGAUGCCCAUCAACGUGUGCCAGUCUCACCACUGGCACCCAGUGCGAUGCUUUGUGUGAGGAAGGAUGCCAGUGUAAUGAGGGAUUCAUUCUCAGUGGAGUCCAGUGUGUUCCCAUUGCCCAGUGUGGCUGCAUGUACAGUGGCCGCUACUACAAGGCUGGGGAAAUGUUUUUCCCUGAUGGAUUGUGCACGAGUCAGUGCACGUGCGGUGCCAGUGGAGCUGUGCAGUGCCAGCCAAUCACAUGCGGGGAGAACGAGGCGUGCCAAGUAAAGAAUGGUGUGCAGGGAUGCCAUCCCCUAGGGGAGGGGAAGUGCACUGCUUCUGGGGACCCACACUACACCUCAUUCGAUGGGCUGAAAUUCGACUUCCAGGGCACCUGCACCUACACACUGGCAAAGCUCCUGUACACGAACGGCAGUCUUACACCUUUUGAAGUGCAGGUGGAGAAUGAGAGCUAUGGCAAAACGAAGGUGGCUGUCACUAGAAUGGUGGUCACUAAGGUGAAUGGUUACAGCAUCACUAUGGAGCAGAAGGUCCAAUGGAGAGUGAAGGUGAAUGGAAUCAAUACAAACCUACCCCUGAAACUGGACGAUGGAAAGGUUUCCGUGAUCCAGCAGGGUAAAAACAUCAUCCUUCAGACAGAGUUUGGGCUGAAGGUCCUCUACGAUUUGGUGUACUACGUGCAGGUGACCGUCCCUGGCAACUACCGGAACAAGGUAGGCGGACUUUGUGGCAACUUCAACGGCAACAAAAAGGAUGAGUUUGCACUGCAGGGUGGCGGACUCACAGAGAACGUCAAUGCCUUCGGGGCCAGCUGGCAAGUCUUUGUAGAAGGAGCCAAGUGCAACCAUGGCUGUGACCAGGACUGCCCCCGGUGUGACGAAACCAACAAGACCAAGUAUAGCAAAGCAGACAGCUGUGGGAUCAUCUCCUCCACAACGGGCCCCUUCGCAGCCUGCCGCUCCGUCAUCAGUCCUGACAUUUACUUUGAAAACUGUGUCUUUGAUGUAUGCGUCACCGACGGGCUGAGGGACAUCCUCUGUAGGAAUCUGGAAGCCUACACUGCUGCCUGCCAGGAUGCUGGAGUCAUCAUCAAGCCCUGGAGGAACGAUGGGUUCUGCUCAAUGACUUGUCCAAAGAACAGCCAGUACGAGGUUUGUGCGGACACCUGUGGCAGUGCUUGUGCAAGUAUCAUCGCCCCCCUCACCUGCACAUCUCAGUGUUAUGAGGGCUGCCAGUGUGACCCUGGCUUUGUGUUUGAUGGGGAACAGUGUGUAUCCUCUGGAAACUGUGGUUGUUCGCACAACGGGAGAUACAUGAAGGUUGGGGAGUCCCUGAUGUCUGCAGACUGCUCCAGGAAGUGCACAUGUAACCCCAAGGGAGCGGUGAGCUGUGAGACAAUCCAAUGCACCACAGGGUGUGCUGUGCACAACGGAGCCCAGAUCUGUUUAGAUGAGCUUGUGGAUCUAUGCAAAAAGAAGCAGUGCAGGAACGGGGAAACGUGCCAACAAGUGGACAACCAGGCUGUGUGCUUACCACUAUCGAAAGCGGAGUGUAUCGCUUGGGGAGACCCACAUUACCGCACCUUCGAUGGACGAAGCUUCGAUUUCCAGGGCACCUGUACCUACACCAUCGCCAAGACUUGCGGGAAUGAAACCCUGCCCAGCUUCAAUAUCGAGGCAAAGAACGAAAACCGGGGUAGCACACAAGUGGCCUACUUAAAACAUGUCAACGUCCAGGUCUAUGGCUUAACGAUAACUAUGGCCAAAUCUGAAAAUGGCAGAGUGAGGGUCAAUCAGAACAUGUAUUACUUGCCCAGCACGCUGCAGGAAGGAAAAGUAAAAAUCUAUCAAAGUGGAGGCCACGCUGUUCUGGACACCGAUUUUGGUCUCAGGUUGUCAUAUGACUGGAACCACCACCUCACUGUGUCUAUCACAAGCACCUUCCUUGGUCAGCUGUGUGGUCUAUGUGGUAAUUACAAUGGUGACUCAAAAGAUGAUUUCGUAAUGGUGGAUGGAAAAGAGGCCAACAAUGCUGCGUCCUUUGGGACAAGCUGGAAAGUUAAAGAUGAUGAUCCUGCAUGCUGGGAUGACUGCAAGGGAGAGUGCAAGACCUGCGAGUCCAACCUCAUCUCCAAGUACCAGGGACAGGAGAGCUGUGGUCUGCUGGCCAAAGUUGAUGGGCCUUUCAGGGACUGUCAUGCAGUCAUCAAACCAGAGCUCUUUAUGGACGGCUGUGUCUACGAUGUGUGUUUGAAUGACGGCUUUAGGGUUUUCCUCUGUCAGGCUUUGAAGACCUAUGCAGAUGCUUGCCAGGCAAGGGGAGUUGAAGUAUACAACUGGAGAAAGCAGUCCCAAUGUCCUCUGACAUGUCCUCCCAACAGUCACUACGAGUCCUGUGGCAGUGCCUGUCCUGCAUCCUGCUCCAACCCUAGUGCUUCUGUCAACUGCAAGCUGCCCUGCACCGAGACCUGCCAGUGUAACGAAGGCUUCGUUCUCAGUGCUGGAGAGUGUGUGCCUGUCAAGAAAUGUGGCUGCACCUACCAGGGCCGAUACUACCCACCUGGGGUCAGACUCUGGUCUGACAAUAGCUGCGAGCAAUCAUGCAUCUGUGACGCAGGCACUGGCAAAGUUCAGUGCAGAAACACAAAAUGCAAGCCAUUCGAAGUUUGUAAGGUAGUUAAAGGAGUAAGGGAUUGUUAUUCCAACAGAAAGGCAACGUGCAGUGCCAGUGGGGACCCGCACUACAUCUCCUUUGAUGGACGCAAGUUUGACUUCCAGGGAACCUGCUUCUACCAGCUAGCAGCUGUCUGCAAUUCCACUGAUGAACUGGAGAAGUUCCAGGUGCAGGUGCAGAAUGAGCACCGAGGCAAUAAGGCUGUGGCUUACACACGGCUCGUACAAGUCAACGUGUACGGCCACAUCAUCAUCAUCAGCACAGACCAUGCAGGGAAGGUCCAGGUGGACAACCUGUGGGAGAACCUACCCUUGAGCAUAGAAGACAACAGAUUAUCAAUCCAAAGCAAAGGCUGGAAAGCCAUCAUUCAGACCGGUUUCGGAUUGGAGGUGACUUUCGACUGGAACAGCCGAGUGACAGUCACUGUACCUGAAAGUUAUGCAGGCGCUAUGUGCGGUCUGUGUGGAAACUAUAACCAGGAUGGCAAGGAUGACUUGACUAUGAAGAACGGGCAGCUGACCCAAGUCCCAGCAGAGUUUGGAGCGAGCUGGAAGACAGAAAACAUCCCCGGCUGCAGUGACCAGUGCAAAGGAACGUGUCCAAACUGCGAUGUCACUCAGAAACGUCAAUAUGAGACCAAUGCAUACUGUGGCAUAAUGACGGAUCCGACUGGGCCGUUCAGAGAUUGCCAUGCCAAGGUGCCCCCUACAUAUUUCUUCGAUGACUGUGUGUUUGAUGCCUGCCUCUACAAGGGCAUGCAGACUGUUGUGUGUAAGGCUAUUAGUGGCUACGUCACCAAAUGUCAGGAGGCUGGAGCCCAGGUUUAUGCAUGGAGAAAAGACACAUUUUGCGCUCCUGUCUGUCCUCAAAACAGCCACUAUGAGUUGUGUGCCAGUGGAUGCCCAUCAACGUGUGCCAGUCUCACCACUGGCACCCAGUGCGAUGCUUUGUGUGAGGAAGGAUGCCAGUGUAAUGAGGGAUUCAUUCUCAGUGGAGUCCAGUGUGUUCCCAUUGCCCAGUGUGGCUGCAUGUACAGUGGCCGCUACUACAAGGCUGGGGAAAUGUUUUUCCCUGAUGGAUUGUGCACGAGUCAGUGCACGUGCGGUGCCAGUGGAGCUGUGCAGUGCCAGCCAAUCACAUGCGGGGAGAACGAGGCGUGCCAAGUAAAGAAUGGUGUGCAGGGAUGCCAUCCCCUAGGGGAGGGGAAGUGCACUGCUUCUGGGGACCCACACUACACCUCAUUCGAUGGGCUGAAAUUCGACUUCCAGGGCACCUGCACCUACACACUGGCAAAGCUCCUGUACACGAACGGCAGUCUUACACCUUUUGAAGUGCAGGUGGAGAAUGAGAGCUAUGGCAAAACGAAGGUGGCUGUCACUAGAAUGGUGGUCACUAAGGUGAAUGGUUACAGCAUCACUAUGGAGCAGAAGGUCCAAUGGAGAGUGAAGGUGAAUGGAAUCAAUACAAACCUACCCCUGAAACUGGACGAUGGAAAGGUUUCCGUGAUCCAGCAGGGUAAAAACAUCAUCCUUCAGACAGAGUUUGGGCUGAAGGUCCUCUACGAUUUGGUGUACUACGUGCAGGUGACCGUCCCUGGCAACUACCGGAACAAGGUAGGCGGACUUUGUGGCAACUUCAACGGCAACAAAAAGGAUGAGUUUGCACUGCAGGGUGGCGGACUCACAGAGAACGUCAAUGCCUUCGGGGCCAGCUGGCAAGUCUUUGUAGAAGGAGCCAAGUGCAACCAUGGCUGUGACCAGGACUGCCCCCGGUGUGACGAAACCAACAAGACCAAGUAUAGCAAAGCAGACAGCUGUGGGAUCAUCUCCUCCACAACGGGCCCCUUCGCAGCCUGCCGCUCCGUCAUCAGUCCUGACAUUUACUUUGAAAACUGUGUCUUUGAUGUAUGCGUCACCGACGGGCUGAGGGACAUCCUCUGUAGGAAUCUGGAAGCCUACACUGCUGCCUGCCAGGAUGCUGGAGUCAUCAUCAAGCCCUGGAGGAACGAUGGGUUCUGCCCAAUGACUUGUCCAAAGAACAGCCAGUACGAGGUUUGUGCGGACACCUGUGGCAGUGCUUGUGCAAGUAUCAUCGCCCCCCUCACCUGCACAUCUCAGUGUUAUGAGGGCUGCCAGUGUGACCCUGGCUUUGUGUUUGAUGGGGAACAGUGUGUAUCCUCUGGAAACUGUGGUUGUUCGCACAACGGGAGAUACAUGAAGGUUGGGGAGUCCCUGAUGUCUGCAGACUGCUCCAGGAAGUGCACAUGUAACCCCAAGGGAGCGGUGAGCUGUGAGACAAUCCAAUGCACCACAGGGUGUGCUGUGCACAACGGAGCCCAGAUCUGUUUAGAUGAGCUUGUGGAUCUAUGCAAAAAGAAGCAGUGCAGGAACGGGGAAACGUGCCAACAAGUGGACAACCAGGCUGUGUGCUUACCACUAUCGAAAGCGGAGUGUAUCGCUUGGGGAGACCCACAUUACCGCACCUUCGAUGGACGAAGCUUCGAUUUCCAGGGCACCUGUACCUACACCAUCGCCAAGACUUGCGGGAAUGAAACCCUGCCCAGCUUCAAUAUCGAGGCAAAGAACGAAAACCGGGGUAGCACACAAGUGGCCUACUUAAAACAUGUCAACGUCCAGGUCUAUGGCUUAACGAUAACUAUGGCCAAAUCUGAAAAUGGCAGAGUGAGGGUCAAUCAGAACAUGUAUUACUUGCCCAGCACGCUGCAGGAAGGAAAAGUAAAAAUCUAUCAAAGUGGAGGCCACGCUGUUCUGGACACCGAUUUUGGUCUCAGGUUGUCAUAUGACUGGAACCACCACCUCACUGUGUCUAUCACAAGCACCUUCCUUGGUCAGCUGUGUGGUCUAUGUGGUAAUUACAAUGGUGACUCAAAAGAUGAUUUCGUAAUGGUGGAUGGAAAAGAGGCCAACAAUGCUGCGUCCUUUGGGACAAGCUGGAAAGUUAAAGAUGAUGAUCCUGCAUGCUGGGAUGACUGCAAGGGAGAGUGCAAGACCUGCGAGUCCAACCUCAUCUCCAAGUACCAGGGACAGGAGAGCUGUGGUCUGCUGGCCAAAGUUGAUGGGCCUUUCAGGGACUGUCAUGCAGUCAUCAAACCAGAGCUCUUUAUGGACGGCUGUGUCUACGAUGUGUGUUUGAAUGACGGCUUUAGGGUUUUCCUCUGUCAGGCUUUGAAGACCUAUGCAGAUGCUUGCCAGGCAAGGGGAGUUGAAGUAUACAACUGGAGAAAGCAGUCCCAAUGUCCUCUGACAUGUCCUCCCAACAGUCACUACGAGUCCUGUGGCAGUGCCUGUCCUGCAUCCUGCUCCAACCCUAGUGCUUCUGUCAACUGCAAGCUGCCCUGCACCGAGACCUGCCAGUGUAACGAAGGCUUCGUUCUCAGUGCUGGAGAGUGUGUGCCUGUCAAGAAAUGUGGCUGCACCUACCAGGGCCGAUACUACCCACCUGGGGUCAGACUCUGGUCUGACAAUAGCUGCGAGCAAUCAUGCAUCUGUGACGCAGGCACUGGCAAAGUUCAGUGCAGAAACACAAAAUGCAAGCCCUUCGAAGUUUGUAAGGUAGUUAAAGGAGUAAGGGAUUGUUAUUCCAACAGAAAGGCAACGUGCAGUGCCAGUGGGGACCCGCACUACAUCUCCUUUGAUGGACGCAAGUUUGACUUCCAGGGAACCUGCUUCUACCAGCUAGCAGCUGUCUGCAAUUCCACUGAUGAACUGGAGAAGUUCCAGGUGCAGGUGCAGAAUGAGCACCGAGGCAAUAAGGCUGUGGCUUACACACGGCUCGUACAAGUCAACGUGUACGGCCACAUCAUCAUCAUCAGCACAGACCAUGCAGGGAAGGUCCAGGUGGACAACCUGUGGGAGAACCUACCCUUGAGCAUAGAAGACAACAGAUUAUCAAUCCAAAGCAAAGGCUGGAAAGCCAUCAUUCAGACCGGUUUCGGAUUGGAGGUGACUUUCGACUGGAACAGCCGAGUGACAGUCACUGUACCUGAAAGUUAUGCAGGCGCUAUGUGCGGUCUGUGUGGAAACUAUAACCAGGAUGGCAAGGAUGACUUGACUAUGAAGAACGGGCAGCUGACCCAAGUCCCAGCAGAGUUUGGAGCGAGCUGGAAGACAGAAAACAUCCCCGGCUGCAGUGACCAGUGCAAAGGAACGUGUCCAAACUGCGAUGUCACUCAGAAACGUCAAUAUGAGACCAAUGCAUACUGUGGCAUAAUGACGGAUCCGACUGGGCCGUUCAGAGAUUGCCAUGCCAAGGUGCCCCCUACAUAUUUCUUCGAUGACUGUGUGUUUGAUGCCUGCCUCUACAAGGGCAUGCAGACUGUUGUGUGUAAGGCUAUUAGUGGCUACGUCACCAAAUGUCAGGAGGCUGGAGCCCAGGUUUAUGCAUGGAGAAAAGACACAUUUUGCGCUCCUGUCUGUCCUCAAAACAGCCACUAUGAGUUGUGUGCCAGUGGAUGCCCAUCAACGUGUGCCAGUCUCACCACUGGCACCCAGUGCGAUGCUUUGUGUGAGGAAGGAUGCCAGUGUAAUGAGGGAUUCAUUCUCAGUGGAGUCCAGUGUGUUCCCAUUGCCCAGUGUGGCUGCAUGUACAGUGGCCGCUACUACAAGGCUGGGGAAAUGUUUUUCCCUGAUGGAUUGUGCACGAGUCAGUGCACGUGCGGUGCCAGUGGAGCUGUGCAGUGCCAGCCAAUCACAUGCGGGGAGAACGAGGCGUGCCAAGUAAAGAAUGGUGUGCAGGGAUGCCAUCCCCUAGGGGAGGGGAAGUGCACUGCUUCUGGGGACCCACACUACACCUCAUUCGAUGGGCUGAAAUUCGACUUCCAGGGCACCUGCACCUACACACUGGCAAAGCUCCUGUACACGAACGGCAGUCUUACACCUUUUGAAGUGCAGGUGGAGAAUGAGAGCUAUGGCAAAACGAAGGUGGCUGUCACUAGAAUGGUGGUCACUAAGGUGAAUGGUUACAGCAUCACUAUGGAGCAGAAGGUCCAAUGGAGAGUGAAGGUGAAUGGAAUCAAUACAAACCUACCCCUGAAACUGGACGAUGGAAAGGUUUCCGUGAUCCAGCAGGGUAAAAACAUCAUCCUUCAGACAGAGUUUGGGCUGAAGGUCCUCUACGAUUUGGUGUACUACGUGCAGGUGACCGUCCCUGGCAACUACCGGAACAAGGUAGGCGGACUUUGUGGCAACUUCAACGGCAACAAAAAGGAUGAGUUUGCACUGCAGGGUGGCGGACUCACAGAGAACGUCAAUGCCUUCGGGGCCAGCUGGCAAGUCUUUGUAGAAGGAGCCAAGUGCAACCAUGGCUGUGACCAGGACUGCCCCCGGUGUGACGAAACCAACAAGACCAAGUAUAGCAAAGCAGACAGCUGUGGGAUCAUCUCCUCCACAACGGGCCCCUUCGCAGCCUGCCGCUCCGUCAUCAGUCCUGACAUUUACUUUGAAAACUGUGUCUUUGAUGUAUGCGUCACCGACGGGCUGAGGGACAUCCUCUGUAGGAAUCUGGAAGCCUACACUGCUGCCUGCCAGGAUGCUGGAGUCAUCAUCAAGCCCUGGAGGAACGAUGGGUUCUGCCCAAUGACUUGUCCAAAGAACAGCCAGUACGAGGUUUGUGCGGACACCUGUGGCAGUGCUUGUGCAAGUAUCAUCGCCCCCCUCACCUGCACAUCUCAGUGUUAUGAGGGCUGCCAGUGUGACCCUGGCUUUGUGUUUGAUGGGGAACAGUGUGUAUCCUCUGGAAACUGUGGUUGUUCGCACAACGGGAGAUACAUGAAGGUUGGGGAGUCCCUGAUGUCUGCAGACUGCUCCAGGAAGUGCACAUGUAACCCCAAGGGAGCGGUGAGCUGUGAGACAAUCCAAUGCACCACAGGGUGUGCUGUGCACAACGGAGCCCAGAUCUGUUUAGAUGAGCUUGUGGAUCUAUGCAAAAAGAAGCAGUGCAGGAACGGGGAAACGUGCCAACAAGUGGACAACCAGGCUGUGUGCUUACCACUAUCGAAAGCGGAGUGUAUCGCUUGGGGAGACCCACAUUACCGCACCUUCGAUGGACGAAGCUUCGAUUUCCAGGGCACCUGUACCUACACCAUCGCCAAGACUUGCGGGAAUGAAACCCUGCCCAGCUUCAAUAUCGAGGCAAAGAACGAAAACCGGGGUAGCACACAAGUGGCCUACUUAAAACAUGUCAACGUCCAGGUCUAUGGCUUAACGAUAACUAUGGCCAAAUCUGAAAAUGGCAGAGUGAGGGUCAAUCAGAACAUGUAUUACUUGCCCAGCACGCUGCAGGAAGGAAAAGUAAAAAUCUAUCAAAGUGGAGGCCACGCUGUUCUGGACACCGAUUUUGGUCUCAGGUUGUCAUAUGACUGGAACCACCACCUCACUGUGUCUAUCACAAGCACCUUCCUUGGUCAGCUGUGUGGUCUAUGUGGUAAUUACAAUGGUGACUCAAAAGAUGAUUUCGUAAUGGUGGAUGGAAAAGAGGCCAACAAUGCUGCGUCCUUUGGGACAAGCUGGAAAGUUAAAGAUGAUGAUCCUGCAUGCUGGGAUGACUGCAAGGGAGAGUGCAAGACCUGCGAGUCCAACCUCAUCUCCAAGUACCAGGGACAGGAGAGCUGUGGUCUGCUGGCCAAAGUUGAUGGGCCUUUCAGGGACUGUCAUGCAGUCAUCAAACCAGAGCUCUUUAUGGACGGCUGUGUCUACGAUGUGUGUUUGAAUGACGGCUUUAGGGUUUUCCUCUGUCAGGCUUUGAAGACCUAUGCAGAUGCUUGCCAGGCAAGGGGAGUUGAAGUAUACAACUGGAGAAAGCAGUCCCAAUGUCCUCUGACAUGUCCUCCCAACAGUCACUACGAGUCCUGUGGCAGUGCCUGUCCUGCAUCCUGCUCCAACCCUAGUGCUUCUGUCAACUGCAAGCUGCCCUGCACCGAGACCUGCCAGUGUAACGAAGGCUUCGUUCUCAGUGCUGGAGAGUGUGUGCCUGUCAAGAAAUGUGGCUGCACCUACCAGGGCCGAUACUACCCACCUGGGGUCAGACUCUGGUCUGACAAUAGCUGCGAGCAAUCAUGCAUCUGUGACGCAGGCACUGGCAAAGUUCAGUGCAGAAACACAAAAUGCAAGCCAUUCGAAGUUUGUAAGGUAGUUAAAGGAGUAAGGGAUUGUUAUUCCAACAGAAAGGCAACGUGCAGUGCCAGUGGGGACCCGCACUACAUCUCCUUUGAUGGACGCAAGUUUGACUUCCAGGGAACCUGCUUCUACCAGCUAGCAGCUGUCUGCAAUUCCACUGAUGAACUGGAGAAGUUCCAGGUGCAGGUGCAGAAUGAGCACCGAGGCAAUAAGGCUGUGGCUUACACACGGCUCGUACAAGUCAACGUGUAUGGCCACAUCAUCAUCAUCAGCACAAACCAUGUAGGGAAGGUCCAGGUGGACAACCUGUGGGAGAACCUACCCUUGAGCAUAGAAGACAACAGAUUAUCAAUCCAAAGCAAAGGCUGGAAAGCCAUCAUUCAGACCGGUUUCGGAUUGGAGGUGACUUUCGACUGGAACAGCCGAGUGACAGUCACUGUACCUGAAAGUUAUGCAGGCGCUAUGUGCGGUCUGUGUGGAAACUAUAACCAGGAUGGCAAGGAUGACUUGACUAUGAAGAACGGGCAGCUGACCCAAGUCCCAGCAGAGUUUGGAGCGAGCUGGAAGACAGAAAACAUCCCCGGCUGCAGUGACCAGUGCAAAGGAACGUGUCCAAACUGCGAUGUCACUCAGAAACGUCAAUAUGAGACCAAUGCAUACUGUGGCAUAAUGACGGAUCCGACUGGGCCGUUCAGAGAUUGCCAUGCCAAGGUGCCCCCUACAUAUUUCUUCGAUGACUGUGUGUUUGAUGCCUGCCUCUACAAGGGCAUGCAGACUGUUGUGUGUAAGGCUAUUAGUGGCUACGUCACCAAAUGUCAGGAGGCUGGAGCCCAGGUUUAUGCAUGGAGAAAAGACACAUUUUGCGCUCCUGUCUGUCCUCAAAACAGCCACUAUGAGUUGUGUGCCAGUGGAUGCCCAUCAACGUGUGCCAGUCUCACCACUGGCACCCAGUGCGAUGCUUUGUGUGAGGAAGGAUGCCAGUGUAAUGAGGGAUUCAUUCUCAGUGGAGUCCAGUGUGUUCCCAUUGCCCAGUGUGGCUGCAUGUACAGUGGCCGCUACUACAAGGCUGGGGAAAUGUUUUUCCCUGAUGGAUUGUGCACGAGUCAGUGCACGUGCGGUGCCAGUGGAGCUGUGCAGUGCCAGCCAAUCACAUGCGGGGAGAACGAGGCGUGCCAAGUAAAGAAUGGUGUGCAGGGAUGCCAUCCCCUAGGGGAGGGGAAGUGCACUGCUUCUGGGGACCCACACUACACCUCAUUCGAUGGGCUGAAAUUCGACUUCCAGGGCACCUGCACCUACACACUGGCAAAGCUCCUGUACACGAACGGCAGUCUUACACCUUUUGAAGUGCAGGUGGAGAAUGAGAGCUAUGGCAAAACGAAGGUGGCUGUCACUAGAAUGGUGGUCACUAAGGUGAAUGGUUACAGCAUCACUAUGGAGCAGAAGGUCCAAUGGAGAGUGAAGGUGAAUGGAAUCAAUACAAACCUACCCCUGAAACUGGACGAUGGAAAGGUUUCCGUGAUCCAGCAGGGUAAAAACAUCAUCCUUCAGACAGAGUUUGGGCUGAAGGUCCUCUACGAUUUGGUGUACUACGUGCAGGUGACCGUCCCUGGCAACUACCGGAACAAGGUAGGCGGACUUUGUGGCAACUUCAACGGCAACAAAAAGGAUGAGUUUGCACUGCAGGGUGGCGGACUCACAGAGAACGUCAAUGCCUUCGGGGCCAGCUGGCAAGUCUUUGUAGAAGGAGCCAAGUGCAACCAUGGCUGUGACCAGGACUGCCCCCGGUGUGACGAAACCAACAAGACCAAGUAUAGCAAAGCAGACAGCUGUGGGAUCAUCUCCUCCACAACGGGCCCCUUCGCAGCCUGCCGCUCCGUCAUCAGUCCUGACAUUUACUUUGAAAACUGUGUCUUUGAUGUAUGCGUCACCGACGGGCUGAGGGACAUCCUCUGUAGGAAUCUGGAAGCCUACACUGCUGCCUGCCAGGAUGCUGGAGUCAUCAUCAAGCCCUGGAGGAACGAUGGGUUCUGCCCAAUGACUUGUCCAAAGAACAGCCAGUACGAGGUUUGUGCGGACACCUGUGGCAGUGCUUGUGCAAGUAUCAUCGCCCCCCUCACCUGCACAUCUCAGUGUUAUGAGGGCUGCCAGUGUGACCCUGGCUUUGUGUUUGAUGGGGAACAGUGUGUAUCCUCUGGAAACUGUGGUUGUUCGCACAACGGGAGAUACAUGAAGGUUGGGGAGUCCCUGAUGUCUGCAGACUGCUCCAGGAAGUGCACAUGUAACCCCAAGGGAGCGGUGAGCUGUGAGACAAUCCAAUGCACCACAGGGUGUGCUGUGCACAACGGAGCCCAGAUCUGUUUAGAUGAGCUUGUGGAUCUAUGCAAAAAGAAGCAGUGCAGGAACGGGGAAACGUGCCAACAAGUGGACAACCAGGCUGUGUGCUUACCACUAUCGAAAGCGGAGUGUAUCGCUUGGGGAGACCCACAUUACCGCACCUUCGAUGGACGAAGCUUCGAUUUCCAGGGCACCUGUACCUACACCAUCGCCAAGACUUGCGGGAAUGAAACCCUGCCCAGCUUCAAUAUCGAGGCAAAGAACGAAAACCGGGGUAGCACACAAGUGGCCUACUUAAAACAUGUCAACGUCCAGGUCUAUGGCUUAACGAUAACUAUGGCCAAAUCUGAAAAUGGCAGAGUGAGGGUCAAUCAGAACAUGUAUUACUUGCCCAGCACGCUGCAGGAAGGAAAAGUAAAAAUCUAUCAAAGUGGAGGCCACGCUGUUCUGGACACCGAUUUUGGUCUCAGGUUGUCAUAUGACUGGAACCACCACCUCACUGUGUCUAUCACAAGCACCUUCCUUGGUCAGCUGUGUGGUCUAUGUGGUAAUUACAAUGGUGACUCAAAAGAUGAUUUCGUAAUGGUGGAUGGAAAAGAGGCCAACAAUGCUGCGUCCUUUGGGACAAGCUGGAAAGUUAAAGAUGAUGAUCCUGCAUGCUGGGAUGACUGCAAGGGAGAGUGCAAGACCUGCGAGUCCAACCUCAUCUCCAAGUACCAGGGACAGGAGAGCUGUGGUCUGCUGGCCAAAGUUGAUGGGCCUUUCAGGGACUGUCAUGCAGUCAUCAAACCAGAGCUCUUUAUGGACGGCUGUGUCUACGAUGUGUGUUUGAAUGACGGCUUUAGGGUUUUCCUCUGUCAGGCUUUGAAGACCUAUGCAGAUGCUUGCCAGGCAAGGGGAGUUGAAGUAUACAACUGGAGAAAGCAGUCCCAAUGUCCUCUGACAUGUCCUCCCAACAGUCACUACGAGUCCUGUGGCAGUGCCUGUCCUGCAUCCUGCUCCAACCCUAGUGCUUCUGUCAACUGCAAGCUGCCCUGCACCGAGACCUGCCAGUGUAACGAAGGCUUCGUUCUCAGUGCUGGAGAGUGUGUGCCUGUCAAGAAAUGUGGCUGCACCUACCAGGGCCGAUACUACCCACCUGGGGUCAGACUCUGGUCUGACAAUAGCUGCGAGCAAUCAUGCAUCUGUGACGCAGGCACUGGCAAAGUUCAGUGCAGAAACACAAAAUGCAAGCCCUUCGAAGUUUGUAAGGUAGUUAAAGGAGUAAGGGAUUGUUAUUCCAACAGAAAGGCAACGUGCAGUGCCAGUGGGGACCCGCACUACAUCUCCUUUGAUGGACGCAAGUUUGACUUCCAGGGAACCUGCUUCUACCAGCUAGCAGCUGUCUGCAAUUCCACUGAUGAACUGGAGAAGUUCCAGGUGCAGGUGCAGAAUGAGCACCGAGGCAAUAAGGCUGUGGCUUACACACGGCUCGUACAAGUCAACGUGUACGGCCACAUCAUCAUCAUCAGCACAGACCAUGCAGGGAAGGUCCAGGUGGACAACCUGUGGGAGAACCUACCCUUGAGCAUAGAAGACAACAGAUUAUCAAUCCAAAGCAAAGGCUGGAAAGCCAUCAUUCAGACCGGUUUCGGAUUGGAGGUGACUUUCGACUGGAACAGCCGAGUGACAGUCACUGUACCUGAAAGUUAUGCAGGCGCUAUGUGCGGUCUGUGUGGAAACUAUAACCAGGAUGGCAAGGAUGACUUGACUAUGAAGAACGGGCAGCUGACCCAAGUCCCAGCAGAGUUUGGAGCGAGCUGGAAGACAGAAAACAUCCCCGGCUGCAGUGACCAGUGCAAAGGAACGUGUCCAAACUGCGAUGUCACUCAGAAACGUCAAUAUGAGACCAAUGCAUACUGUGGCAUAAUGACGGAUCCGACUGGGCCGUUCAGAGAUUGCCAUGCCAAGGUGCCCCCUACAUAUUUCUUCGAUGACUGUGUGUUUGAUGCCUGCCUCUACAAGGGCAUGCAGACUGUUGUGUGUAAGGCUAUUAGUGGCUACGUCACCAAAUGUCAGGAGGCUGGAGCCCAGGUUUAUGCAUGGAGAAAAGACACAUUUUGCGCUCCUGUCUGUCCUCAAAACAGCCACUAUGAGUUGUGUGCCAGUGGAUGCCCAUCAACGUGUGCCAGUCUCACCACUGGCACCCAGUGCGAUGCUUUGUGUGAGGAAGGAUGCCAGUGUAAUGAGGGAUUCAUUCUCAGUGGAGUCCAGUGUGUUCCCAUUGCCCAGUGUGGCUGCAUGUACAGUGGCCGCUACUACAAGGCUGGGGAAAUGUUUUUCCCUGAUGGAUUGUGCACGAGUCAGUGCACGUGCGGUGCCAGUGGAGCUGUGCAGUGCCAGCCAAUCACAUGCGGGGAGAACGAGGCGUGCCAAGUAAAGAAUGGUGUGCAGGGAUGCCAUCCCCUAGGGGAGGGGAAGUGCACUGCUUCUGGGGACCCACACUACACCUCAUUCGAUGGGCUGAAAUUCGACUUCCAGGGCACCUGCACCUACACACUGGCAAAGCUCCUGUACACGAACGGCAGUCUUACACCUUUUGAAGUGCAGGUGGAGAAUGAGAGCUAUGGCAAAACGAAGGUGGCUGUCACUAGAAUGGUGGUCACUAAGGUGAAUGGUUACAGCAUCACUAUGGAGCAGAAGGUCCAAUGGAGAGUGAAGGUGAAUGGAAUCAAUACAAACCUACCCCUGAAACUGGACGAUGGAAAGGUUUCCGUGAUCCAGCAGGGUAAAAACAUCAUCCUUCAGACAGAGUUUGGGCUGAAGGUCCUCUACGAUUUGGUGUACUACGUGCAGGUGACCGUCCCUGGCAACUACCGGAACAAGGUAGGCGGACUUUGUGGCAACUUCAACGGCAACAAAAAGGAUGAGUUUGCACUGCAGGGUGGCGGACUCACAGAGAACGUCAAUGCCUUCGGGGCCAGCUGGCAAGUCUUUGUAGAAGGAGCCAAGUGCAACCAUGGCUGUGACCAGGACUGCCCCCGGUGUGACGAAACCAACAAGACCAAGUAUAGCAAAGCAGACAGCUGUGGGAUCAUCUCCUCCACAACGGGCCCCUUCGCAGCCUGCCGCUCCGUCAUCAGUCCUGACAUUUACUUUGAAAACUGUGUCUUUGAUGUAUGCGUCACCGACGGGCUGAGGGACAUCCUCUGUAGGAAUCUGGAAGCCUACACUGCUGCCUGCCAGGAUGCUGGAGUCAUCAUCAAGCCCUGGAGGAACGAUGGGUUCUGCCCAAUGACUUGUCCAAAGAACAGCCAGUACGAGGUUUGUGCGGACACCUGUGGCAGUGCUUGUGCAAGUAUCAUCGCCCCCCUCACCUGCACAUCUCAGUGUUAUGAGGGCUGCCAGUGUGACCCUGGCUUUGUGUUUGAUGGGGAACAGUGUGUAUCCUCUGGAAACUGUGGUUGUUCGCACAACGGGAGAUACAUGAAGGUUGGGGAGUCCCUGAUGUCUGCAGACUGCUCCAGGAAGUGCACAUGUAACCCCAAGGGAGCGGUGAGCUGUGAGACAAUCCAAUGCACCACAGGGUGUGCUGUGCACAACGGAGCCCAGAUCUGUUUAGAUGAGCUUGUGGAUCUAUGCAAAAAGAAGCAGUGCAGGAACGGGGAAACGUGCCAACAAGUGGACAACCAGGCUGUGUGCUUACCACUAUCGAAAGCGGAGUGUAUCGCUUGGGGAGACCCACAUUACCGCACCUUCGAUGGACGAAGCUUCGAUUUCCAGGGCACCUGUACCUACACCAUCGCCAAGACUUGCGGGAAUGAAACCCUGCCCAGCUUCAAUAUCGAGGCAAAGAACGAAAACCGGGGUAGCACACAAGUGGCCUACUUAAAACAUGUCAACGUCCAGGUCUAUGGCUUAACGAUAACUAUGGCCAAAUCUGAAAAUGGCAGAGUGAGGGUCAAUCAGAACAUGUAUUACUUGCCCAGCACGCUGCAGGAAGGAAAAGUAAAAAUCUAUCAAAGUGGAGGCCACGCUGUUCUGGACACCGAUUUUGGUCUCAGGUUGUCAUAUGACUGGAACCACCACCUCACUGUGUCUAUCACAAGCACCUUCCUUGGUCAGCUGUGUGGUCUAUGUGGUAAUUACAAUGGUGACUCAAAAGAUGAUUUCGUAAUGGUGGAUGGAAAAGAGGCCAACAAUGCUGCGUCCUUUGGGACAAGCUGGAAAGUUAAAGAUGAUGAUCCUGCAUGCUGGGAUGACUGCAAGGGAGAGUGCAAGACCUGCGAGUCCAACCUCAUCUCCAAGUACCAGGGACAGGAGAGCUGUGGUCUGCUGGCCAAAGUUGAUGGGCCUUUCAGGGACUGUCAUGCAGUCAUCAAACCAGAGCUCUUUAUGGACGGCUGUGUCUACGAUGUGUGUUUGAAUGACGGCUUUAGGGUUUUCCUCUGUCAGGCUUUGAAGACCUAUGCAGAUGCUUGCCAGGCAAGGGGAGUUGAAGUAUACAACUGGAGAAAGCAGUCCCAAUGUCCUCUGACAUGUCCUCCCAACAGUCACUACGAGUCCUGUGGCAGUGCCUGUCCUGCAUCCUGCUCCAACCCUAGUGCUUCUGUCAACUGCAAGCUGCCCUGCACCGAGACCUGCCAGUGUAACGAAGGCUUCGUUCUCAGUGCUGGAGAGUGUGUGCCUGUCAAGAAAUGUGGCUGCACCUACCAGGGCCGAUACUACCCACCUGGGGUCAGACUCUGGUCUGACAAUAGCUGCGAGCAAUCAUGCAUCUGUGACGCAGGCACUGGCAAAGUUCAGUGCAGAAACACAAAAUGCAAGCCAUUCGAAGUUUGUAAGGUAGUUAAAGGAGUAAGGGAUUGUUAUUCCAACAGAAAGGCAACGUGCAGUGCCAGUGGGGACCCGCACUACAUCUCCUUUGAUGGACGCAAGUUUGACUUCCAGGGAACCUGCUUCUACCAGCUAGCAGCUGUCUGCAAUUCCACUGAUGAACUGGAGAAGUUCCAGGUGCAGGUGCAGAAUGAGCACCGAGGCAAUAAGGCUGUGGCUUACACACGGCUCGUACAAGUCAACGUGUACGGCCACAUCAUCAUCAUCAGCACAGACCAUGCAGGGAAGGUCCAGGUGGACAACCUGUGGGAGAACCUACCCUUGAGCAUAGAAGACAACAGAUUAUCAAUCCAAAGCAAAGGCUGGAAAGCCAUCAUUCAGACCGGUUUCGGAUUGGAGGUGACUUUCGACUGGAACAGCCGAGUGACAGUCACUGUACCUGAAAGUUAUGCAGGCGCUAUGUGCGGUCUGUGUGGAAACUAUAACCAGGAUGGCAAGGAUGACUUGACUAUGAAGAACGGGCAGCUGACCCAAGUCCCAGCAGAGUUUGGAGCGAGCUGGAAGACAGAAAACAUCCCCGGCUGCAGUGACCAGUGCAAAGGAACGUGUCCAAACUGCGAUGUCACUCAGAAACGUCAAUAUGAGACCAAUGCAUACUGUGGCAUAAUGACGGAUCCGACUGGGCCGUUCAGAGAUUGCCAUGCCAAGGUGCCCCCUACAUAUUUCUUCGAUGACUGUGUGUUUGAUGCCUGCCUCUACAAGGGCAUGCAGACUGUUGUGUGUAAGGCUAUUAGUGGCUACGUCACCAAAUGUCAGGAGGCUGGAGCCCAGGUUUAUGCAUGGAGAAAAGACACAUUUUGCGCUCCUGUCUGUCCUCAAAACAGCCACUAUGAGUUGUGUGCCAGUGGAUGCCCAUCAACGUGUGCCAGUCUCACCACUGGCACCCAGUGCGAUGCUUUGUGUGAGGAAGGAUGCCAGUGUAAUGAGGGAUUCAUUCUCAGUGGAGUCCAGUGUGUUCCCAUUGCCCAGUGUGGCUGCAUGUACAGUGGCCGCUACUACAAGGCUGGGGAAAUGUUUUUCCCUGAUGGAUUGUGCACGAGUCAGUGCACGUGCGGUGCCAGUGGAGCUGUGCAGUGCCAGCCAAUCACAUGCGGGGAGAACGAGGCGUGCCAAGUAAAGAAUGGUGUGCAGGGAUGCCAUCCCCUAGGGGAGGGGAAGUGCACUGCUUCUGGGGACCCACACUACACCUCAUUCGAUGGGCUGAAAUUCGACUUCCAGGGCACCUGCACCUACACACUGGCAAAGCUCCUGUACACGAACGGCAGUCUUACACCUUUUGAAGUGCAGGUGGAGAAUGAGAGCUAUGGCAAAACGAAGGUGGCUGUCACUAGAAUGGUGGUCACUAAGGUGAAUGGUUACAGCAUCACUAUGGAGCAGAAGGUCCAAUGGAGAGUGAAGGUGAAUGGAAUCAAUACAAACCUACCCCUGAAACUGGACGAUGGAAAGGUUUCCGUGAUCCAGCAGGGUAAAAACAUCAUCCUUCAGACAGAGUUUGGGCUGAAGGUCCUCUACGAUUUGGUGUACUACGUGCAGGUGACCGUCCCUGGCAACUACCGGAACAAGGUAGGCGGACUUUGUGGCAACUUCAACGGCAACAAAAAGGAUGAGUUUGCACUGCAGGGUGGCGGACUCACAGAGAACGUCAAUGCCUUCGGGGCCAGCUGGCAAGUCUUUGUAGAAGGAGCCAAGUGCAACCAUGGCUGUGACCAGGACUGCCCCCGGUGUGACGAAACCAACAAGACCAAGUAUAGCAAAGCAGACAGCUGUGGGAUCAUCUCCUCCACAACGGGCCCCUUCGCAGCCUGCCGCUCCGUCAUCAGUCCUGACAUUUACUUUGAAAACUGUGUCUUUGAUGUAUGCGUCACCGACGGGCUGAGGGACAUCCUCUGUAGGAAUCUGGAAGCCUACACUGCUGCCUGCCAGGAUGCUGGAGUCAUCAUCAAGCCCUGGAGGAACGAUGGGUUCUGCCCAAUGACUUGUCCAAAGAACAGCCAGUACGAGGUUUGUGCGGACACCUGUGGCAGUGCUUGUGCAAGUAUCAUCGCCCCCCUCACCUGCACAUCUCAGUGUUAUGAGGGCUGCCAGUGUGACCCUGGCUUUGUGUUUGAUGGGGAACAGUGUGUAUCCUCUGGAAACUGUGGUUGUUCGCACAACGGGAGAUACAUGAAGGUUGGGGAGUCCCUGAUGUCUGCAGACUGCUCCAGGAAGUGCACAUGUAACCCCAAGGGAGCGGUGAGCUGUGAGACAAUCCAAUGCACCACAGGGUGUGCUGUGCACAACGGAGCCCAGAUCUGUUUAGAUGAGCUUGUGGAUCUAUGCAAAAAGAAGCAGUGCAGGAACGGGGAAACGUGCCAACAAGUGGACAACCAGGCUGUGUGCUUACCACUAUCGAAAGCGGAGUGUAUCGCUUGGGGAGACCCACAUUACCGCACCUUCGAUGGACGAAGCUUCGAUUUCCAGGGCACCUGUACCUACACCAUCGCCAAGACUUGCGGGAAUGAAACCCUGCCCAGCUUCAAUAUCGAGGCAAAGAACGAAAACCGGGGUAGCACACAAGUGGCCUACUUAAAACAUGUCAACGUCCAGGUCUAUGGCUUAACGAUAACUAUGGCCAAAUCUGAAAAUGGCAGAGUGAGGGUCAAUCAGAACAUGUAUUACUUGCCCAGCACGCUGCAGGAAGGAAAAGUAAAAAUCUAUCAAAGUGGAGGCCACGCUGUUCUGGACACCGAUUUUGGUCUCAGGUUGUCAUAUGACUGGAACCACCACCUCACUGUGUCUAUCACAAGCACCUUCCUUGGUCAGCUGUGUGGUCUAUGUGGUAAUUACAAUGGUGACUCAAAAGAUGAUUUCGUAAUGGUGGAUGGAAAAGAGGCCAACAAUGCUGCGUCCUUUGGGACAAGCUGGAAAGUUAAAGAUGAUGAUCCUGCAUGCUGGGAUGACUGCAAGGGAGAGUGCAAGACCUGCGAGUCCAACCUCAUCUCCAAGUACCAGGGACAGGAGAGCUGUGGUCUGCUGGCCAAAGUUGAUGGGCCUUUCAGGGACUGUCAUGCAGUCAUCAAACCAGAGCUCUUUAUGGACGGCUGUGUCUACGAUGUGUGUUUGAAUGACGGCUUUAGGGUUUUCCUCUGUCAGGCUUUGAAGACCUAUGCAGAUGCUUGCCAGGCAAGGGGAGUUGAAGUAUACAACUGGAGAAAGCAGUCCCAAUGUCCUCUGACAUGUCCUCCCAACAGUCACUACGAGUCCUGUGGCAGUGCCUGUCCUGCAUCCUGCUCCAACCCUAGUGCUUCUGUCAACUGCAAGCUGCCCUGCACCGAGACCUGCCAGUGUAACGAAGGCUUCGUUCUCAGUGCUGGAGAGUGUGUGCCUGUCAAGAAAUGUGGCUGCACCUACCAGGGCCGAUACUACCCACCUGGGGUCAGACUCUGGUCUGACAAUAGCUGCGAGCAAUCAUGCAUCUGUGACGCAGGCACUGGCAAAGUUCAGUGCAGAAACACAAAAUGCAAGCCCUUCGAAGUUUGUAAGGUAGUUAAAGGAGUAAGGGAUUGUUAUUCCAACAGAAAGGCAACGUGCAGUGCCAGUGGGGACCCGCACUACAUCUCCUUUGAUGGACGCAAGUUUGACUUCCAGGGAACCUGCUUCUACCAGCUAGCAGCUGUCUGCAAUUCCACUGAUGAACUGGAGAAGUUCCAGGUGCAGGUGCAGAAUGAGCACCGAGGCAAUAAGGCUGUGGCUUACACACGGCUCGUACAAGUCAACGUGUACGGCCACAUCAUCAUCAUCAGCACAGACCAUGCAGGGAAGGUCCAGGUGGACAACCUGUGGGAGAACCUACCCUUGAGCAUAGAAGACAACAGAUUAUCAAUCCAAAGCAAAGGCUGGAAAGCCAUCAUUCAGACCGGUUUCGGAUUGGAGGUGACUUUCGACUGGAACAGCCGAGUGACAGUCACUGUACCUGAAAGUUAUGCAGGCGCUAUGUGCGGUCUGUGUGGAAACUAUAACCAGGAUGGCAAGGAUGACUUGACUAUGAAGAACGGGCAGCUGACCCAAGUCCCAGCAGAGUUUGGAGCGAGCUGGAAGACAGAAAACAUCCCCGGCUGCAGUGACCAGUGCAAAGGAACGUGUCCAAACUGCGAUGUCACUCAGAAACGUCAAUAUGAGACCAAUGCAUACUGUGGCAUAAUGACGGAUCCGACUGGGCCGUUCAGAGAUUGCCAUGCCAAGGUGCCCCCUACAUAUUUCUUCGAUGACUGUGUGUUUGAUGCCUGCCUCUACAAGGGCAUGCAGACUGUUGUGUGUAAGGCUAUUAGUGGCUACGUCACCAAAUGUCAGGAGGCUGGAGCCCAGGUUUAUGCAUGGAGAAAAGACACAUUUUGCGCUCCUGUCUGUCCUCAAAACAGCCACUAUGAGUUGUGUGCCAGUGGAUGCCCAUCAACGUGUGCCAGUCUCACCACUGGCACCCAGUGCGAUGCUUUGUGUGAGGAAGGAUGCCAGUGUAAUGAGGGAUUCAUUCUCAGUGGAGUCCAGUGUGUUCCCAUUGCCCAGUGUGGCUGCAUGUACAGUGGCCGCUACUACAAGGCUGGGGAAAUGUUUUUCCCUGAUGGAUUGUGCACGAGUCAGUGCACGUGCGGUGCCAGUGGAGCUGUGCAGUGCCAGCCAAUCACAUGCGGGGAGAACGAGGCAUGCCAAGUAAAGAAUGGUGUGCAGGGAUGCCAUCCCCUAGGGGAGGGGAAGUGCACUGCUUCUGGGGACCCACACUACACCUCAUUCGAUGGGCUGAAAUUCGACUUCCAGGGCACCUGCACCUACACACUGGCAAAGCUCCUGUACACGAACGGCAGUCUUACACCUUUUGAAGUGCAGGUGGAGAAUGAGAGCUAUGGCAAAACGAAGGUGGCUGUCACUAGAAUGGUGGUCACUAAGGUGAAUGGUUACAGCAUCACUAUGGAGCAGAAGGUCCAAUGGAGAGUGAAGGUGAAUGGAAUCAAUACAAACCUACCCCUGAAACUGGACGAUGGAAAGGUUUCCGUGAUCCAGCAGGGUAAAAACAUCAUCCUUCAGACAGAGUUUGGGCUGAAGGUCCUCUACGAUUUGGUGUACUACGUGCAGGUGACCGUCCCUGGCAACUACCGGAACAAGGUAGGCGGACUUUGUGGCAACUUCAACGGCAACAAAAAGGAUGAGUUUGCACUGCAGGGUGGCGGACUCACAGAGAACGUCAAUGCCUUCGGGGCCAGCUGGCAAGUCUUUGUAGAAGGAGCCAAGUGCAACCAUGGCUGUGACCAGGACUGCCCCCGUUGUGACGAAACCAACAAGGCCAAGUAUAGCAAAGCAGACAGCUGUGGGAUCAUCUCCUCCACAACGGGCCCCUUCGCAGCCUGCCGCUCCAUCAUCAGUCCUGACAUUUACUUUGAAAACUGUGUCUUUGAUGUAUGCGCCACCGACGGGCUGAGGGACAUCCUCUGUAGGAAUCUGGAAGCCUACACUGCUGCCUGCCAGGAUGCUGGAGUCAUCAUCAAGCCCUGGAGGAAUGAUGGGUUCUGCCCAAUGACCUGUCCUGUGAACAGCCAAUAUGAUGUGUGUGCUGACACCUGUGGCAGCACCUGUGCCAGUGCCAUCACCACCCUCACCUGCUCCUCCAAGUGUUAUGAGGGCUGCCAGUGUGAGUCAGGCUACGUCUCUGAUGGGGAAAAAUGUGUGUUGCUGAAUAAGUGCGGCUGUGUUCACAAUGGGAGAUACAUGAAGGUCAGUCUAGUUUUAAAUAUCACUGUUAUUCUAACCAGAAUACUUAUACAUACACUAAUAUAAACAAAAGGCAGCUCU